Phaedon cochleariae (mustard beetle) is the source of this 1020-nucleotide messenger RNA. The record is from the annotation of a GenBank genome assembly. Lineage: Eukaryota; Metazoa; Arthropoda; Insecta; Coleoptera; Chrysomelidae.
AUGGUGGCCGACGAGAAUAGUAAUUCGGAUAAGCUGAAGAGAAUCUGUAAAUAUUGCAAGAAAAAUGUAUCCAAAGGAAUGAAUUGUGCAAAGUGUGAGUCAUCCUAUCAUAACAGUUGUGCCCAGCGAGUAAAAAAUUGUUGUGAUCAAGAAAUUCUUGAAAAUAUAGUGGAAAUUAGUGAUGAUGUGGUGCUAACCUUGGAUAAAUCGGACCAUAAACAAUCAGAUACUGAGGAAAUCAAAUUGUUGAGACAACUGAUCGUGAGCAAAGAUGUUAUUAUUAGUGACAAGCAAUGCAUAAUAGAUCUUUUGCAUGAGAAAAUAUCAUUUUUAGAACAAAAAUUAUCAUCUAAUCAUCAUUUAAAAACGCAAUAUCCAACAACAUCAAAUAACCAAGGUCGUCAAGUUUCACAGCAAGUGCACACCACAAAAAAGGACCCUCCAGAAAAACAUCAGAUAAGCAAUAAUCCUCACUUUAAUUAUAACAAAAAAUCACCAAAUAAGCUAUCGACUCAAGACACUAAAAAUGAAUCAUCAAAAGGUGUUUCCAAUAUACAGGGUGAGCCAGUUAUCGGAAACAAACAAGCCAGUUUGGAAAUAAUGAAGGUACAAACCGAAAGGAUAUGUGAUGAGUAUAUUAAUUUGGCCGAUGACAACAUGAAAUCACCUGAACAGCCAUGGCAGACAGUAACAUACAAGAAAGACGCUAAACAUACAAUUAUACCCUCCUCAUCUAGGACCUAUGGUCGAGGACAACCAAGCAAGUUGAUGGUAGUAGCACCUACAAGAAACUGGAUAUGGAUUGGUGGCUUGAACGAAUGUACAACAGUUGACAAUGUUAAAGAGUAUACUAAGGAAAAAUUCGUAGAUAAAGAUGUAUGCUGUUUUGAUCUUAAAUCUAAGUUUCGAAAGAAAUGUUUCAAAAUUGGAAGCACAGAUUUGUCCAUGGACGAACUGUUAGAUCCGGAUAACUGGCCUGAUAAAUUAUUCAUUCGUCCCUUUCAUCACCAGUCAUCAUGA